CCUUUCUCCGUCUCUUCUCCUCCGAGGAGCAGAGCCUGGUGCUGGAGCUGAGCGAUGGAGCCUCUGCUCAGCCUGCCCUGCGCCGCCUGGUUUUGAGCCAAAGGCCCUGCUCAGACCCUCGCCUGCAACCCAUUUCCCUGGUGUAAAUCCCCAUCAAUGAGGUUCUUUCGUCUCACCUUCAAGUGCUUUGUGGAUUGCUUCUGAGCCUGCUCCCAGACCCCCUCCCAGACCCGGAACCAGCUUCCCGACCCGACACCCGUCUCAGCCUUCUGCCCCGGAGCCCGGCCGCCCACCCAGUGCCAUGGCGCCAGUCCCCACGGAAACAUGUUCAGAGGGCAGUGGGUGCUCAGAAGUGACCGAGGCAGAAAGCGCUGAGCCCAUCGGUGGCACAGGAGAGUCCGCCCUCGAGGAAAGGACCAUCACUGCCCCUCUGGUGAUACCCAUGGGCACCACCACCAAGCUGCCCUUUCCUGAGCGGGAGACCUGGACCCGGCAGAUGGACUUCAUCAUGUCCUGCGUUGGCUUUGCAGUAGGACUGGGCAACGUCUGGCGCUUUCCAUACCUCUGCUACAAGAACGGAGGAGGUGUCUUCCUGAUUCCUUACCUGCUCAUCGUCUUCGUUGGGGGGAUCCCCGUCUUCUUCCUGGAGGUGGCCUUGGGGCAGUUUAUGAAACAAGGUGGCAUUGCUGCCUGGAACAUCGCUCCCCUCUUCAAAGGUCUUGGCCUGGCCUCCAUGGUCAUUGUCUUCUUCUGCAACACCUACUACAUCAUGAUCCUGGUCUGGGGCCUCUUCUACCUGGUGCAUUCGUUGACAGAGACCUUACCCUGGGCCACCUGCGGCCACUCUUGGAACACCGCCCAGUGCACAGAGCUCUUUGGCCGUGGCGACUGUGGAAACGGCACAGGAAACAGCACAGGGGGGAAUUGCAGCAGCCUGGCAGACAACAAGCGUUCGCCCAUCAUUGAAUUCUGGGAGAAAAAAGUGUUGCGAAUUUCAGGGGAUCUGGCUGAGCCAGGAGAGCUCAGUUGGCAGCUGCUCCUUUGCCUUCUCACAACUUGGGUCAUUGUCUAUUUCUGCAUCUGGAAGGGGGUCAAGUCAACUGGGAAGGUGGUGUAUUUCACUGCGUUGUUCCCCUACGUGGUUUUGAUCUUGCUGCUCUUGCACGGGGUGACGUUGCCAGGUGCCCUCGAUGGCAUCGUCUACUACCUGAAGCCUGACUGGUCCAAGCUGGCUGUGGCUCAGGUAUGGAUUGAUGCUGGCACCCAGAUCUUCUUCUCAUAUGCUAUCGGGCUGGGAGCCCUGACCGCACUUGGCAGCUACAACCGAUUCCACAACAACUGCUACAGGGAUGCCUACCUCUUGGCUGUGAUCAACAGUUCGACCAGCUUCUUUGCUGGCUUUGUGGUGUUUUCAGUAUUGGGCUUUAUGGCGUCGGAGCAAGGGGUGGACAUCUCCCAAGUUGCAGAGUCAGGUCCUGGCCUGGCCUUCAUUGCCUACCCCAAAGCUGUGACUCUGAUGCCACUUUCCCCACUCUGGGCUAUUCUGUUUUUCUUCAUGCUCCUUGUGCUGGGGCUGGACAGCCAGUUUGUGGGAGUGGAGGGUUUCAUCACGGGUAUCCUGGACAUGUUCCCGCAGCAGCCCGGGGCGGGCUCACCGCGCAGGGAGAUCACGGCCGCAAUCUGCUGCCUGGUUUGCUGCAUCCUCGAUCUCUCCAUGGUGACUCAGGGAGGCAUGUAUGUCUUUCAGCUCUUUGACAAUUAUUCAGCCAGUGGAAUCACGCUUCUGUGGCAGGCCUUCUGGGAGUGUGUGGUGGUCGCCUGGGUCUAUGGAGCUGAUCGCUUCAUGGAUGAUGUUGCCCGCAUGAUUGGCUACCGGCCUCUGCCCUACAUGAAGUGGUGCUGGUUAUACAUUACACCACUGGUGUGUGUGGGCAUCUUCCUGUUCCAUGUGGUGAACUACCAGCGCUUGACCUACAACAAGACCUACGUCUACCCCUGGUGGGGCGAAGUGAUUGGCUGGGCUCUGGCCCUUGCCUCCAUGCUUUGCAUCCCCUGCACUGUUGUUUACAAGCUGCUGCGAAGCAAGGGCUCUCUACAACAGCGCUGGCAGUUGCUGACUACCCCUGUCUGGGGCCACCACCACUUGGAGUACAUGACACCUGAAGCAGAGACAAAGCUCCUCCCGCCUCCAGACGGCCUCACAGCAGCUCCUCCAGAGAAGGCCACCCUCUUUGAGACUGUGAUUUAGUUUCUUGGACCCUCCUCCCCCUGUAGCAAUGCCACCAGCAGCACGGUCUGAGCUGAGGAGAGAAGGGGAUGGGAUUUGGGAGAAAAACCUAUAGUACCCUUGACUCAUCCUCUGGUUGUCCUUUGUGACCACUUUCUGUAGAAGAGGCCAUCUUCAGUGCAGUUAACUAAUGAAAAGACCUACGAAUUGGCCUAAUAUGGUUACGUUAGAGGUGCUCGUAGUGCAGCAAAGGGGAAGAAACAUACAUGAUCUGGGCCAGCCUUCUUUUAGAUCAGGUAUGGCCAAACUUAGUCCCUCCAGGUGUUUUGGACUUCAACUCCCACAAUUCCUAACAGCCGGUAGGCUGUUAGGAAUUGUGGGAGUUGAAGUCCAAAACACCUGGAGGGACUAAGUUUGCCCAUUCCUGCCUUAGAUAAAGAAAUCUGGAUGUGCAAGGCUGAUAUUUCUAUCUUACCCCUUUGAAGCUGUAAACAAAAUCAAACUUCUCCCUUGUCUUGUUCUUGCAUUGUUACCUAUCGAGCUUCAAGCCAAGGAUGUUGACUUCUUAGUGACUUGCAAAAAAAGAGGUCCCACCAACUGGAAAAGAGUUCCUCUCCAGACUCUCCAUGGAUAUUUCCCCCCAUGGCAGCAAAAACCCCAUAGCUUUUUCUUCCUGAACCCAGCCAGGGCUGUUUCUAAAAAAGUGCUGGAUUCUGGCAUUCUGUGUGAUGCUGGUGUAGUUUUGUUUGGUUCUGAUUUUUAUUUUUUGCCCUGUAGUUACCUUUUUGGUCUAUUUUAUUUUUUUAGCCCAGUCCCUAAUAUGACCUUAACUGGUGUAGGGAGACUAACAGCAUCCCGCUCUUCAGGUUCCCAUUUCUCUCUCCCUCGGGGAAAAUAAACACAACCACUCCCAAUCUAUUUCCAGCACUCUGUGGCCUACUUCUUUUCAUAGCUUCUUCCCACUCUCAUAAUCACAUUCCUUCUACAGUUUCAAGGAUAGUUCCACUUAAACAUUCUCGAUUAUGCAGCAAUUGCUUGUGUGUGUGUGUGUGUGUUUGUCUUCUUCAGCAUCAUUUCUUGCUUCCAUCACUCUGAAUCAGACAGGGGCAAACUGGCUACCGGCUGUUAGGAAUUGUGGGAGUUGAAGUCCAAAACACCUGGAGGGUCCAAGUUUGCCCAUGCCUGCUCUAAAUGUAUCCAUUCUCCUUUCCUUCUUUCCUUCUGGUCUACUUUUGGCUCUAACCAGGAGCCGGUUGGAGAAGGGAUGCCAAGUGCACACUGCAAACCAGAACUGAGGACGAUGCCCUUAAAUCUUCCACUGAGUGCAAACAGUCUCACUCUAAAUGGACAAAACUUUUAUAGAUCCCAUCAAUGAUACUGAAAUUGGAAAGGGUUGAGGAGCUAGAAAAUCUGGGGUAAUUGUGUCAACCUGCUUCUUCCUUCUCAAUCAAGCAGAGGGAAAUCCUUUGAGCAACACACAGCCAUGGAUACAGUUUGCAUAUUUCUUUCUGGUUGGACUUCUAUAGCUUUGACCUCUGUCUAUCAGGUGCACCAAUUCUAUGUGAUUGCAGUGCUGAAUCCACUAUUAGUUUUGGUCAGCUUCAGGGGAGCUAUCCAGGGUGCUGGAAUAGUUCGACAUCCUAGGCAGCUCUUCAAAGACUAUAAGAAAAAAUGGGUUCCCAAGGGUUUGAACUGACAAGUACCCACUAAUAGAAUAAUAGCAAUGUAUUAGAUAUCAUUAAACAUUGUAUUAUGUACAAUAAAUGAAUAUUGUAAGCCACUGUAUGUUCCCAAUAGGUUCCACGAUAUCUACCGUGUUUCCCCGAAAAUAAGACAGUGUCUUAUAUUAAUUUUUGCUCCCAAAGAUGCACUAGGUCUUAUUUUCAGGGGAUGUCUUAUUUUUCCAUGAAGAAUUCACAUUUAUUAUUGAACAAAAAAUGAACAUUAUAUACUGUACAGUAGUUGUCAUCACAAACCAGCAUAACCAGACAAACUGUGAAUUCUUGUUAUUACCAUUAUUUCCAUGUAUGGUAUGUACAUUUACCAAUCCCACAUACUCUGGUGUUCUGUCUGGUGGGCAUGCUUCCAAACAAAAACUUUGCUAGAUCUUACUUUCAGGGGAGGCCUUAUAUUUAGCAAUUCAGCAAAACCUCUACUAGGUCUUAUUUUCUGGGGAUGUCUUAUUUUCGGGGAAACAGGGUAUGAAAGAUUUUAUUUUUCAUUGAUUACAUUCUUGAAUUAUUUGAACUAAAUAAAAAAGUAAGUAGUAUGUAUUAUGUAAUAUUAGCCAAUUUUACUAGGCCAGAAAACACUUUGUACAAUUGUAUUAAUACUUGCAGACCCUACCACCAAAUGAAGUCAAAACCGGUUGUGGAUAAGGGAUCUACUUAUCCUUUACAAAGACACAAGAAAAUAAGAAAGUUUACUAUGUUGUGGAUGCAACUACCAUUCAUCAUACUGUAAAUGUAACAAUUUGAUUGUGAUUUGCAACCAUUUAUCUGAUAUUUAUAUUCAUUUAUUGUACAUAAUACAAUGUUUAAUAAUAUCUAAUACAUUGUUAUUAUUCCAUUAGUGGGUACUUGUCAGCUCUUCAAAGACCCCAUGUACACUGCCAUAUAAUCCAGUUUCAGGAUGCAGAUUAAUUGCAUGGAACUGGAUUAUAUGGGAGUGCAGACUCCUAUAAUCCAGUUCAAUGUGGUUCAAUCUGCAUUAUAUGAGUCUACACUGACAAUUAUAAUGCAGCUCAUACAAAACUAUAUGGCAGUGUAAAUGGGUCCUAAAUCUGAAUUGAAAUCUAGAAUGGAUUCCCUGCCCCACUAACAUAGAAGUCACCAGAACAUUCAACAGAUGUAGCUUUAUCACAUCCAGAGAGCAAAACAUAUUAGUGUGUUGAAGUUGACCAAUAACAACAAAACUAGUGGCAACGAAUAGAGAAUUUUGUGGCUCUGAGGAAAAGCAGAUCAUCACAACAAAUUCAUAGCUACUGGACUCUUACUGCCUCAUCACACAAGAGCAUGGAUCUACUUUAAAUCCGGUUUCUGCCUCCUGCAGAAUUCUGGGGUUUGUAGUUUGGUGAGGCCCAGGACCUGUCUGGCUCAGCUGUUUAAAGGCCCUUCCUAAAGUGGAUUUAAAGUGAAUCCAAGCUCUAGUGUGAUGAAGUCCCUAGUAAUCCAGAAUCAGAAAAAAGACAUUUGUUGGAUUUCUCUCUGUAAGUAGAGAAGAAGAGCGGCAGGCCUAAUUUUAAUCCUGAUGAGCAAAGGCUCCUCUCCCUCUCUCAGCGUUGCAACAGUGAUACUCCAUUCCUCCAAUGUAUGCAUUUUGUAAUAUAUGAGUGUUUGUGCCAAACUGGGCUGAGCCCACCUUCCUCUACUCAUGAAAUUGUAAUAACUGUUCGCUCCCUUCUGCCACAGCUGACUUCUCAACUCCUUGUUUUUUGCCGUUAUGUACCAACAUGCUCCAGAUCCAACCUCUGACAAUAAAUAUGGGAGAGAUUCAA
Molecule: messenger RNA, 5723 nt
Organism: Anolis carolinensis (green anole)
Lineage: Eukaryota; Metazoa; Chordata; Lepidosauria; Squamata; Anolidae
Product: sodium- and chloride-dependent creatine transporter 1
Exons: 14
Coding region: 302-2248 (648 amino acids)
Biological process (GO): sodium ion transmembrane transport
Cellular component (GO): plasma membrane
Molecular function (GO): gamma-aminobutyric acid:sodium:chloride symporter activity
Source: RefSeq, a predicted model, not a curated record